Molecule: messenger RNA, 567 nt
Organism: Thermothielavioides terrestris NRRL 8126
Lineage: Eukaryota; Fungi; Ascomycota; Sordariomycetes; Sordariales; Chaetomiaceae
Exons: 7
Coding region: 1-567 (188 amino acids)
Source: RefSeq, a predicted model, not a curated record
AUGUUCUCAGUAUACAGUAAAGUUAUUCCCAGCCUCGCGUUCCGGCUGCACCAAGAGGACGCCCUCGAUGUGUUUAUGGAACAGGUCAAGGAAACGGGCUGGAUCGCUCGAAGUCGCGUGCUGUUUGGUGGGGGUGUUCCACUUAGGAAGGCAGGGCAGCGGGUGGCUGGAAAAGAGGCUUCGACCGAUGUUCUAGAAGGAACGUCAGUUUCCCGCCCGACUCUACAAGUUCGCGGACUACCAGCGAUCUUCAAAUUCCCCGGCUUGACCGAUAUCAGUACAGAUUAUGCCUUCCAUCUCAUCCACCCAGCCGUGCAUUCUCCUAACAGAGUUGGGUCCGUUGUGGAGUCCUUCGCUGGAGAAGCCGAUGGAGUACACGACGGAUCAGGUAUAGCAUAUUUCCGUCCCCGUCUCCAUAUCUGGUCCGCUGAUGCGGCAAUGAAGGAAAGCAAGCACCCGGCUUUCACCGCCGCGAAAGGCAGGAGGCCGCGAAGCCUCGAGUACAUCCUCUUGCGCAUCUCAAGCGAGAAGCCAAGCCGAAGGUCCCUUGCAGGGCCGAUGCCUUGA